ACUGAACAACAACAUUUCAUAGAAUCAUGGGAUGAUGGACUUACAGGGAGAAGAAACUUUCUUCAGAAUUCAUCUCCUCCCAUCCUGUCCCCGCCCGAAGCUGUCAGCCACAGACAGCGUAAUACUCUGAAUCACAGAUUCACAGAAUCUCAGCAUUUAAAGGGAUCUCAGAAGUCAGUUGGUCUAAAUCACACCUGAUCAAGGAUUCCCUCCAUAUAUUCUAAAUUCAUCCCUUUAGCCUAGCCUGGAUUAGAUUCUGAUGGCCUUCCAGGAAACUCAAUGACAGCUGCUCUGCAGACCAGCUGUCUUCAAGACAAUGAUCAUACAGGUGGGGAUACAACAUGAGAGCACAGACUACCUACAGCUGAGCAGCCCCAGGUAAAACAGGAAAAGAGUCCAAGACUUCAAAGCUGGUUGACUGGAAGAGUUGACUGGCAACAGAACAAGGAAAUGACACACUCAAAGUCACACAGGAAGAAAUUAAGGCUAAACAUAGAGCUGCUACCUCAAAGACAUCUGUCAGACAUCUGGGGAGAUGUACUUCUAUAUGGCAGAGAAAUGAGAUGUCUCAGUGAUGGGGAGGAGGGAGUGCUUCAGGUACUCAAAAGUUCUGAGAUGGUCCCAGAUCUCAGGUCAGCAGGAGGAACGGGAGGACUUGGUCCUAGAAACCUGAAUUCUUGAAUGUGGACUUCACCCUGGAGUAAUUCAUUCCUCUACAGCAGUAGGAAGAAAUGCAGAUGGCUGUCUUCUCUUCUUCCAUGUUUCUGCUCAUCUUUCUCUGGAGCACAGAGCUGGGAGCUGAGGGUCAAGAAUUCCACUUUGGACACUGUUGGGUACAACGGGCAAUUCUUCAAGACUUAUGGAGGGCCUUCCAGUCUAUAAGGAGCACUGUGCAAGCCCUGGACAACAACACAGACGUCCGGCUGCUGCGGCAGGAGUUUCUCCGGAAUGCCUCGUUGGCUGAAAUCUGUCACCUCAACUACUCCCUGCUGAAUUUUUAUUUGAGCAACGUUUUCAUUAAGUACCACACAAAGGCAGAGGAACUUGGGAUCUUGACACCAUUCACUACUUUGGCCAACAACUUCUUUGCCAUCCUGAAGAAGCUGCAGGGUUGUAAGGAAAGAGGGAUGUUUUCUUUAAGCGAGAGUUCCCAAAGGAAGUUUCAGCUAUUUCAGCAAGAAUUUACAAAGUUGAACCCAGAAGUGAGGCUGACAAAAGCCUUGGGAGAAGUGGACAUUCUUUUAGCCUGGAUGGAGAAAGCCUUUCGGCCAUGAUACAGCAGCCCACCUGCUAUCCAAAACUCCCCACCAUUUCAAUUGCGUGCCACGUCCCGUCCUGUGGUUUUUCUAUGUGUCCUUUCUUCCUGCCAGUGAUGUUGCCCUGUGCUCAGGCUGCUCCCAGCCUGUCUAUGUUCCCUUUUUAGUAGCCACAAUUCAGCUAGUCUACUCAGGGAGGCUACACUAAGUUGCUGUGAAUAAUUCUCAAAGCAGAUGACAAAAUGCUGGCUAGUUGUAAACUGUAUUUAUUCCAGAUGUAUUUAAUAAUUUAUUUUUAUUUAUAUUGGGAGACUAUACACCCCUUUUAUUUAUAUGGGAGGACUAUAAGAGGACCAGGGUUCAAAUACUACCUCUGAUCCUUACCACCUGUGUGACCUUGGGCAAGUCACUUAAUUUCCCUGGGUCUCAGUUUCCUCACCUAUAAAAGGAGGGGGUUGAACUAGAUGGCCUCUGAUGUCCCUUUCGAACUGGGUCUUGGAUCUAUGGAUUAAAUAUUUCUCUUGUGUCCACUGUGGUGUCUGGCACAGUGAUGGGGGAUCCCAGGGGGUGCUCAAUAAAUACUGAAUUGAACUGAA
Phascolarctos cinereus (koala) is the source of this 1852-nucleotide messenger RNA. The record is from RefSeq and is a predicted model, not a curated record. NCBI's taxonomy places the organism in Eukaryota, Metazoa, Chordata, Mammalia, Diprotodontia, Phascolarctidae.